AUGGCGGCGGCUGCCGCGGGCCCCGGUGCUCCGGGCCCGGAUCUUUGCCGCUCGGUGCAUUGGUUCCGCCGUGGCUUGCGCCUCCACGACAACCCGGCGCUGCAGGAAGCGCUGCGGGACGCCGCGUCCCUCCGUUGCAUCUACAUCCUGGAUCCCUGGUUCGCCGCUUCCUCUGCCGUGGGCAUCAACCGCUGGCGAUUCUUGCUCCAGUCUCUGGAAGAUCUGGACAACAGUUUAAGGAAACUCAACUCUCGCUUGUUUGUUGUGCGAGGGCAGCCAACAGAUGUCUUCCCAAGACUCUUUAAAGAAUGGGGAGUCACUCGUCUCACCUUUGAAUACGACUCGGAGCCCUUUGGUAAGGAGAGAGACGCAGCUAUCGUCAAACUGGCCAAGGAGGCUGGCGUGGAGGUGGUGAUAGAGAACUCCCACACCCUCUAUGACCUGGACAGAAUAAUUGAGCUGAACGGCCACAAGCCACCCCUCACCUACAAGCGCUUCCAGGCCAUCAUUAGCCGUAUGGAGCUCCCAAAGAAGCCAGUGAGCACUGUAAUAAGCCAACAGAUGGAGACGUGUAAAGUGGACAUCCAGGAGAACCAUGAUGACGUGUAUGGUGUCCCAUCCCUGGAAGAGCUGGGCUUCCCUACAGAUGGUCUUGCCCCUGCAGUGUGGCAAGGUGGAGAGACAGAAGCCUUGGCACGGCUGGAUAAACACUUGGAAAGAAAGGCAUGGGUUGCAAAUUAUGAAAGACCAAGGAUGAAUGCCAAUUCGUUGCUGGCCAGCCCUACAGGACUCAGUCCCUACCUGCGGUUCGGCUGCUUGUCCUGCCGCUUGUUUUACUACCGCCUCUGGGAGCUGUAUAAGAAGGUGAAGCGGAACAGCACCCCCCCCCUCUCUCUCUAUGGACAGCUUCUGUGGCGGGAGUUUUUCUACACAGCAGCCACAAACAACCCGAAGUUUGACCGUAUGGAGGGGAACCCCAUCUGCAUCCAAAUCCCCUGGGACAGGAACCCUGAAGCCUUGGCCAAGUGGGCAGAGGGCAAGACAGGAUUCCCUUGGAUAGAUGCAAUCAUGACCCAACUGAGACAGGAAGGGUGGAUCCACCAUCUGGCCAGGCAUGCGGUGGCCUGCUUCCUGACCAGGGGCGACCUCUGGAUCAGCUGGGAGUCAGGAGUCAGGGUAUUUGAUGAGCUGCUGCUGGAUGCAGAUUUCAGUGUCAAUGCAGGCAGCUGGAUGUGGCUCUCGUGCAGCGCCUUCUUCCAGCAGUUCUUCCACUGUUACUGCCCCGUGGGCUUCGGGCGCCGCACAGACCCCAGCGGUGACUAUGUUAAGAGGUAUCUGCCCAAACUGAAAGGUUUCCCCUCACGAUACAUCUACGAACCAUGGAACGCCCCAGAGUCUGUGCAGAAGGCAGCCAGGUGCAUCAUUGGGGUGGACUACCCCAAGCCCAUGGUGAACCACGCGGAGACCAGCCGCCUGAACAUCGAACGCAUGAAGCAGAUCUACCAGCAGCUGUCACGCUACCGGGGCCUCUGCUUACUGGCAUCAGUCCCUUCAUGUGUGGAAGAUCUCAGUGGCCCAGUUGCAGACUCAGCUUCAGGGCAGGGCUGUAGCACCAGUACAGUGCUGAGGCUGUCACAAGCAGAGCAGGCGUCUCCGAAGCGCAAGCACGAGGGAGCAGAGGAGCUGUGCACAGAGGAGCUGUACAAACGUGCCAAGGUGACAGAGCUCCCUGCUGCAGAGCUGCCUGCCAAGAGUCUAUGACUCCAGUGACAAGCACCUUGCAAGUGAAGAGUGAGAGUGCUGAGGAGGUGACCAAAGGAGGAGGGACUGCUGCCACAGAGGGACUGGAACUGUGAUCCGCAACAGAAAAUCUGGGGUCUCAUAAGUGUGUAAUUCCAGCAGCUGCCACAAGGCGGCACUGCAUCACUUGUGCUGGGGAAGUUUGGCUUUCUGGUCUCCAGAGAGCCAAAGAUGUUUCUUCUCAGCCAUGCCCCAAAUCUGCCCACAUUUAAGGGGGCAAGAGCCUUCUACAACUUGUUCACUCCCAGGUGUACCUUUCUUUUCUGACAGUGGCUCAGUGCACGUUGACUUGACGCAUUGAUGUAGGGAGCAGCAUCUGCACAUCUCGGAAAUAGCAAAGGUUCUUUCUCACUACUAGUGCUAGGCAGUGAGGUGUACUGAUUGAGAAGGAAGCUGCUUCAACGUCAAACAUAGAGUACCCAUCCUACAAGAGAACAGGAUAGUCUCAGUAUUUCUUUCCUUAGAUUAGACUGACAGGAAGUAAAUGCUUUCUGAGUAAGGAGGUCCUUAUGAGGGGUGGAAACAAAAUAAAGGAGAACUACAGCACAAGAACAAAGAGCUACAAACUGUCUGGACACUUGAAGGGCACUUUAAAGUUUCCCUGCAGAAGAAUCACUGCUGCAAGGUGAGCCAUAGUGCAGUCGCCUGGAAAGGGCAGCUUCAGGGCAGCUUGACAUUGGGAAGGAGGGACUCCAAGAGGAGUAAUUCUUCAGAGAAUAAGACCAUGCCUUUAUAUGAGUUAAGCAGCCUCCUAGAAGCUUGCUGGUCCACAUAGUAAGAGAACUACACCUGGGCCCUCCACUCUACAGCAUUUCCUUCCUCAAGUGAGAGCUCUCUCAAAUGGAGUGAGCGGUGUCUGGUGUGUAGCCUGUGGAGUGCCUCAUACUGACAGGGGUUGCAUUACUCAUCAGCUUCUUGAAGUGAGGCUUCCUCGGGCCCAUUCUGUUGUCUGUUCUGUUUGGAUGUUUGCUCUGUCCCAUACUGGCAUCUGUGUUUUGAGUUUCCACACAGCCUACCCCUAUACUGCACACCCUGCACACUGCUCCUUCCUGCCAUUUGCAUUCCCGCUGGUGCUUUGUAGUCCAGCAGGAUGAUUGUGUAGCUUUCCCUGGCUCUUAACCAUGCCCUUCUUGGCCUGUUCCUGUUACAUGUCAUUUCGAUUCAGUGCUGGCAGAGAGCCUCUGCUUGCCUUCCUACCUAAGAGGGCAAGGGGGGGUAGAAAAGCCUCUUUUUUGCCCAUUUUGAAGAGGGAUUAGAUUCAGAGUAGCUAAUCCUGUGCGAUGGGCUGCUGUUGGCACUGUUUUCGUUUGCUGUCCAAAACCUUUCAUUCCUGCCUGGCACAGACUGUGGCUGUGUGUGAGCUUAUGCAGCUAACAGCUUGGGGAGCACAAAGAGUUGUCUCCCUCUCUGACUGGUUUAAUCAGACUCAGUUUUGGAGCCUGUGUUUGAAUCCAGAGCAGUGGAGCUGCAAGUAGAAACUUGACUCAAACAUAUUUGGGAAGCCUGAAGUGGUUGAACUGAGUCUGUGAGUUAAUUUAUUGAAUAGCUGAAUAACCUUCCCUUCCCACUUGUCUCCCUGGGGCAUUGACCCUAGAUUCUUUUUCCCAAGGGAAUCCACUGGGCAGACUGACCAAGGGAACAAGAGUCACUUUUCUUGCCCUUACUUCUAAACUGGUGUUUGUAGAGCCUGCCUGGUGGCUAACCCAGUACUCCACAGGUUUUGUCGCCUUCAGUCCCACUGUCUUGAGGGUGGAAAGUAUCAGUAAGAGACACACCCCUCCCACAUCUUCUGCUGCAGAGAGAAGAAAGGGGAAAGACAUGCACUUUGUACACUUAGGUUACAGAAAUUGUGACUUAUGUCGUUUGGAAAGUUUCAUGCUAGACAAUGGUCUGUAAAUACUACUUUUUUUUUUUUUCUUUUUUUCUUUUAUAAAUG
Messenger RNA from Indicator indicator, 3736 nucleotides. RefSeq names its product cryptochrome circadian regulator 2 (gene CRY2). Gene Ontology annotation, biological process: entrainment of circadian clock by photoperiod; circadian regulation of gene expression; negative regulation of DNA-templated transcription. The record is from RefSeq and is a predicted model, not a curated record. The coding region runs from base 1 to 1761 and encodes 586 amino acids. Gene Ontology annotation, cellular component: nucleus; cytoplasm. Gene Ontology annotation, molecular function: FAD binding; DNA binding. NCBI's taxonomy places the organism in Eukaryota, Metazoa, Chordata, Aves, Piciformes, Indicatoridae. The transcript has 12 exons.